GGUAAGUCUAAUUUGUUUCAAUAAAAAAAAACCCAGAAAAACAAGAACAACAAAAAGCCACACAGUGUUGUAAGAAAAUAAGUGUGCCUGCAAGAUAACACAAACCAUGACACGCAAUGAGCAAUGUAAGACGUCUUCCUGUUUUGGCGAUCUUUGGAGCUGACCUGAGAGACAGCGAGAGACAGCGAGAGUAGCAGGUGCAACGUCUCUUCUUCCUUUUUACCGAAAAUUUGUGACUUUCUCCUCUCUUCUAUGAUGGAAGAGAGCGAAGACAGAAAAGAAGGAUAUUACCAGGUCGCCAAGCGGCUCCGGACGGAACAAGAGACCGGUGUAAAAGAGCUAGAGGACGGGAAGGAGGAGGAGGAUUCUGCCGCUGAGGAGGCAGCGGGGAACGGGUGCACUGAGAACCGCAGGAGCGGAGGGAAGGAUUGUUUGGAUGACAGUCGUCGCAUCCCCCCAUCUCCAGUUGUCCAUGUUCGAGGACUUUGCGAUGCUGUGGUGGAAGGUGACCUAGUGGAGGCACUUGACAAGUUUGGCAACAUCUGUUAUGUAAUGAUGAUGCCUUUCAAGCGUCAGGCUCUGGUGGAAUUCGACAGCGUGGAGAGUGCUGAGCGCUGCGUGUCAUUCGGAACCCGUGAUGCCGUCUACGUCGCUGAGCAGCAGGCUUUUUUUAACUUCUCUACCAGCCAGAGAAUCACCAGACCCACCAACACAGACGACCCCUCCAGUGGAAACAAAGUCCUCCUGUUGUCCAUACAGAACCCUCGGUAUCCCAUUACCACUGAUGUGUUGUACACUGUGUGCAACCCAGUUGGUAACGUCCUACGUAUUGUCAUCUUCAAACGCAACGGCAUCCAGGCCAUGGUUGAAUUUGAGUCAGUAAAGGAUGCUCAGAAGGCCAAACUGGCUCUGAAUGGAGCUGACAUCUAUGCUGGCUGCUGCACACUCAAGAUUGAAUACGCUCGGCCCAACAGACUGAACGUCAUCUGCAACAACAACACCAGCUGGGAUUACACCAAACCCUUCCUCCUGCACCGAGGUAGCGUUUUAGUGAAGUUCAUGAAAAGCAUUCCAGGCACAGCAUUGGUAGAGAUGGGUGAUGAGUAUGCUGUGGACCGAGCUGUGACUCACCUAAAUGGUAUCAAAGUAUUUGGCAAGAAAUUCAACGUCUGUGUGUCCAAGCAACAGGCUGUGAUUCCCAGUCAGGUCUUUGAGCUGGGUGACGGCACCUGCAGCUACCAGGACUUUAGUCUAACAAGGAACAACCGCUUCAGCAGUGCACAGAGCAGCAGGAACAUCAUCCAGCCACCCGCCACUGUGCUGCACUUCUACAAUGCCCCACCAAACCUCAAUCAACACCAGUUGCAAAAGCUCUGUACUGAAUACAACAUUUCAGCAUUCUCUAAGUUCAAGAUUUUUGAUGCCAAACCCAGCUCAAAGACUCUGUCUGGUCUGUUGGAGUUUGACAGUAAAACUGAAGCUGUGGAGGCUCUGACAGUCCUCAACCACCACCAGAUCCGAAUACCCAAUAGCUCCAGCCCUUUCACCCUGAAGCUCUGCUUCUCCACCUCCUCCCAUCUGUGACCCAGAAACAAGAUGACCUGGACAAACUGCAAAAGAGUUUAUUUGUUCCUUGAAACAAUUCUACUUUUUCAAUGGAUGAUUGCUGUGUGGUCAAUGUAGAAAAAAAAGAUUUUAGCAAUAAACUAAAUAAGUGACACCCUUGAAUAUUAGAUAAUUGAGCCAGACUUUUCUUUGUUAACAUUUGUUAAUAUUUCAUCUCAUAGUUUCGGUGUAAUUUGUUUGAAUGUAAAGUGUUUGAAUUAAUUGAAUUCCUUACAGGGGCUUAAAAUGGAGUACACUAGGAAAAAUCUAAUGGGAAGCAAUUAGGAACAUUUGUGCUUAGUUCUGUGUUCAGUCCAAAGACAAAUGAAGAUAACAACCUUAUUUUAUUUGUGUAAUUAAAGAGAAAAUAGAGAAAGCUUAUAUCAUUAUUAAAGCCCACCUGCAUCAAACCUUUGCCUCAACUUAAAAAUAUGAAAAAAGCCUUUUAAUAAACUUAGAUUAAAUCAAAAAUACAGUUUGUUCUAAAACUACUAAACCACUGCUGAACUCAUUUAGUAGUUCUUUAAAGCUAAACAGCAACUUCAAUUAAUAAAUUCAUGUCUGUUUAAAAAAACAAAUGUCUGCUUUUAUUAUUACUGCGAGUGCCCUGAUGUUGUAUUUACUCUUCCCAUCAUCAAAAUUUAAAUAAUAUUUUGUAAAGAAGGUGCUGGGUGUAACUGCUGUAAAGUACUGUGUAAUGUUCACUAUAAGUAAAACAUUAACCCCAGGAACAUUUAUGCACUUUAUGGUUGUUGAUGAGUACUGCUCGCACUUCCAGUUGUUGGAUUAUAUAGCAUACCUUCUUUUCCCUGGAUAUUGUUGUCUAAUGCUGUCUUCCAAACUUUUUCAAUCAAACCUUAAAUACACUGCUUAAACCAAACUAAUUAAUUUUUGCUGUGAUGUAUUUGUGUUAUGAAAGGACGC
Messenger RNA from Neolamprologus brichardi, 2529 nucleotides. The record is from RefSeq and is a predicted model, not a curated record. Lineage: Eukaryota; Metazoa; Chordata; Actinopteri; Cichliformes; Cichlidae.